AUGGCUUUUCAAGAUUUUGACUUAAUUCAAGAACGCGUACACGCAGAUAGAAAACGAAAAUUCAGGAAGAAAAUCAUCAUUGGAGUUGUCUCUACGCUUGUUGUCGUUGCUGCCAUUACAGGAGGGGCUUUUGCUUAUGUUACAUAUGGAAACAAAUCUCAAGAAAAGGUGAAAACCACAAACACAAACAACAAAGCUAACGCGAAAAGCUCCGAGAAGAGCACCGCGAGUCCAAGCCCCAAACCACCAACAUCUGCAGCAGCACAUUCCGAGAAGAGCACCGCGAGUCCAAGCCUGAAACCACCAACAUCUGCAGCAGCACAUUCCGAGAAGAGCACCGCGAGUCCAAGCCCGAAACCACCAACAUCUGCAGCAGCACAUUCUGCGAAGCCAAGCCAGGUCGUUAAGAUUAUCCAAACACUUUGUAACUCAACUCUUUACAAACCAAAUUGUCAGAAAACUCUUCAAAACGAGACAAAGACAGCUACUCCUCUCUCUGAUCCUAGGAGCCUCUUAAAGUCUUCCAUCAAAGCAACAAAUGAUGAUCUAGUGAAAGUUUUCGAAAAGGUUUUGAAACUCAAAACAGAGAACAAAGAUGAAAAAGACGCUAUAGCUCAAUGCAAGUUACUUGUGGAUGAAGCAAAGGAAGAACUUAACACCUCUAUGAAAAGAAUCAACGACACAAAGGUUAAAACCUUUGCGAAAAUAGCUCCUGAUUUAGACACUUGGUUAAGCGCAGUCAUGUCGCAUCAAGAAACAUGUCUCGAUGGGUUUGAAGAAGGGAAACUCAAAACUGAGAUACGUAAGAACUUUAAUUCUUCCCAAAUGAUGACCAGCAAUUCUCUAGCGAUGAUUAAGUCUUUAGAUACAUAUCUUUCUUCGGGUCCAAAGGUGAAAACGAGACAUCUUCUUGAAUCAAGAUCGUCUUGGUUAAGCAACAAGGAGAGGAGAAUGUUGAAAGCUGUUGAUCUGAAGGCUUUGAAACCUAAUGCUAUAGUGGCUAAAGAUGGUAGUGGGAAUUUCACAACCAUUAAUGCUGCACUUAAAGCAAUGCCUGCUAAGUACAAAGGAAGGUAUACUAUUUAUGUUAAGAGUGGAGUUUAUGAUGAAUCUGUGAUUAUUGACAAGAAGAAAGCUAAUGUGACAAUGGUCGGUGAUGGAUCGCAGAAGACGAUCGUGACGGGUAACAAAAGCCAUGCAAAGAAAGUCCGUACGUUCCGCACAGCCACAUUUGUGGCACAAGGAGAAGGAUUCAUGGCACAUUCCAUGGGGUUCCAGAACACUGCUGGACCUGACAAGCACCAAGCGGUCGCAAUACGUGUCGAAUCCGACCGUUCAGUUUUCCAAAACUGUCGGUUCGAAGGCUACCAAGACACAUUAUACGCGUACACACACCGACAAUACUACCGUAGUUGUGUCAUUGUCGGAACAAUCGACUUCAUAUUCGGUGACGCAGCCGCCAUAUUUCAGAACUGUCACAUCUUUAUCAGGAAAGGAGUAAAAGGGCAGAAGAACACGGUAACAUCUCAAGGACGAGUGGACAAGUUUCAAACAACAGGAUUUGUGAUUCAGAACUGUACAAUUGCUCCAAACGAAGAUCUUAAACCUGUUAAAGCAAAGUUCAAGAGCUACUUAGGUCGGCCGUGUAAGAACCAUUCUAGAACAGUUGUGAUGGAGUCGACGAUAGAAGAUGUGAUCGAUCCUGUUGGUUGGUUGAGAUGGCAAGAGACGGAUUUCGCUAUUGGUACAUUGUUUUACGCGGAGUACAAGAACAAUGGUCCAAGUGGAAAGACAGCUUCUAGGGUUAAAUGGCCUGGAUUUAGGGCUAUAAAAAAGGAAGAGGCCAUGAAAUAUACGGUUGGACCGUUCUUACAAGGGGAUCCGUGGAUUCAUGAUAUGGGGUCUCCUGUUAAGUUUGGUCUUUAUGAUGCUUGA
Messenger RNA from Eruca vesicaria subsp. sativa (arugula), 1935 nucleotides. Lineage: Eukaryota; Viridiplantae; Streptophyta; Magnoliopsida; Brassicales; Brassicaceae. The record is from the annotation of a GenBank genome assembly.